Molecule: messenger RNA, 489 nt
Organism: Uncinocarpus reesii 1704
Lineage: Eukaryota; Fungi; Ascomycota; Eurotiomycetes; Onygenales; Onygenaceae
Exons: 1
Coding region: 1-489 (162 amino acids)
Biological process (GO): fatty acid biosynthetic process
Molecular function (GO): magnesium ion binding; holo-[acyl-carrier-protein] synthase activity
Source: RefSeq, a predicted model, not a curated record
AUGAAGGUCGCUCCAUUUCCUUUCGGCCUGAAUGUUGGCACCGAUAUCGUCCACAUCCCCCGAAUCCUCCGCUUGGUGACUCGAUCAUCCACCGCCCCAAAUAGCUAUCUCAACAGAUUCAUCCGGCGCAUUUUAUCCGAGCAAGAACAGGCUGUUUUUAUUUCUAAAUUCCCGCAAUACCAGUCCCAUUACGCCCGGUCAGCAGCGGCUCCGUCAAGUAUACCCGCUCCGCCCGAUUCGAGAGAUAUGGCUAGGUGGCUUGCAGGCCGAUUCGCUGCAAAGGAAGCAGCAAGGAAGGCUGCACCCGGCGGCGCGGCAAGUGUCAGUUGGAAAGAAGCUAUCGUUAUAAAUGAGGCUGGAGGGAACGGAAAGCCGGAGGUGGUGUAUCUGAAGAAGGGAGAUGAAGUCGGCCAAGCUGGCAAGCUGUCCAUCUCGCAUGAUGGGGAGUAUGUUGUUGCAACGGUCAUUGCGGCAAUCCCCAAUAGUUGA